Eriocheir sinensis (Chinese mitten crab) is the source of this 4581-nucleotide messenger RNA. RefSeq names its product pyruvate dehydrogenase phosphatase regulatory subunit, mitochondrial-like. The record is from RefSeq and is a predicted model, not a curated record. Gene Ontology annotation, molecular function: protein binding; oxidoreductase activity. Gene Ontology annotation, cellular component: cytoplasm; mitochondrial matrix; mitochondrion. The transcript has 20 exons. The coding region runs from base 619 to 3369 and encodes 916 amino acids. NCBI's taxonomy places the organism in Eukaryota, Metazoa, Arthropoda, Malacostraca, Decapoda, Varunidae.
CCUAAGUUACUGUGACACGUGGGAUUUAUUUUAACUAGAGCUUAUGAUGGUGUUGAGUUUCUGAAUAAUUCGUCGCCAGAUGAGACUGCCAGUUAGCGAAUGACAUGUACUACGCGGCUGCUUACUGAACGCGAACACAACCAUUUAACAAGAGUUAGAUGAUGUAGAGAAAGACUCUGCCCACUCUGUCCAUAUGUUCUUAGCUGAAAAGUCAAAGAGAUUGGCUUGACAAAUGCAUAUUACUUCGCUUUACCGGAUCACACGCACAUACGCAUAAUACUGUUGGCAUCGGUCCAAGCUCACAAAUACCUUGCUGUCCACCUCUCAACAAUCUGGAAAUUAAACACACACGCAGGCCUCAUCGGUUUAUAAGCGGUUUAUAAGAAAUUUCCAUGUUCUUGGGGGCCCUUGGGGUUGGUGUCAUUUUAUGGGUGAGGGGACACCCACCCCUCUGACAUAUGCCCCCGUUGAUUGAUUGAUACAAGACACAUGAUGUAUAACACUUGUGAGUCAAACACCGGUGGGUCAAUGUUCAGGAAAAAAUUCAUGUUGGGCAGACCUUUUUUCUGAAGAAACCAAUGAAGCCAGAGAAACAUUACUAGGAAAGUUUGAGAAACUAUGCAUCACAGAGGCUUUGUUGGAAUUACAUCUGCAGGAAGAAAAGUUCUUCAAAUAAAUGCAGCAUGUUGCAGGGAAUUCGGUUCAUGUCAACUUUCAAGAAUAUCAUCAUCAAGAGCAUUCAGAUUGAAGUCGCCAUUUAUCUUCAGUAAGAGAUACAGUUCAUACCUUCCAUCUCAAGCACAGGUUGUGGUAUGUGGUGCUGGUGUAGUGGGAAACAGCAUAGCGUACCACCUCACUCGUGAAGGAUGGACAGAUGUUGUUUUAUUGGACCAAAGCAAAAUAGGGUCUGGAACCUCCCACAAUGGGUCAGGAGUCUUGGGGCUAUUCAAACCAUCUUCAGAAAGACAGAUUGUCACUUACUCUGUCAACCUUAUUAAAGCUCUCCAAGAGGAAGGUCAUAACCUAGGCUUGAAACAAUGUGGCAGUUUGAACCUGGCACGAACAAGGGACAGAGCAAUCGCUCUUAAACGGAGAGUAGCAUACACAAAACCAUCUGGACUUGAAUGUGAAUGGUUAGAUCGCCAUGAAAUAAAACGUCUGCAUCCCCACCUGUUCACUGGGGACCUGGAGGGUGGUGUGUGGAUACCUGCUGAUGCUGUAGCUGACCCUUACACAGUUUGUGCCACUUUGGCUUCCCUUGCACAAAGUCAAGGAGCUGUCUAUGUUGAAGAUUGCACUGUGGAAAGAAUUGUAACAGAUGAAGUGCUUCAUUCACAAAUUGUUCCCAAAGUCACCCAUAUUAUUACAUCUCUUGGCACAAUCCACUGUGAAUACUUUGUAAAUGCUUCAGGAAUGUGGGCUCGAACGUUAGGGGAAAGAAGUUCUCCAAAGGUCCGUGUUCCAGUUUUUCCUGCUGAACAUUUUUAUCUUUAUACAAAACCAAUGGCUGAGGCAUCAGAUGAUCACCCAGUUGUUCGGGAUUAUGAUUCUCACAUGUUCUGUGUCACCCGAAAUAAGCAGUUUAUGGUAGGAGGAUUUGAGCCUCAUGCCAAGCCGGCUUUUGGUGAUGGUAUUCCUCAAGAGUGGAAAAAUACCUUAACAGGCGAUGAAGAGCAAUUUAAACCAAUUCGACUGGCGGGAGAGCAUCGGCUUCCUGUAUUAAGGGAAGCCGAGUAUCAGCCUCUUGUUAAUUCUCCUGACACUUUUACACCUGAUGGUAAAUGGAUCCUGGGAGAGGCUCCUGAGAUUGAUAACUACUUUGUGGCUGUGGGGAUGAAUGGGAACAGUUUACAAGGCUGUGGAGGUGUAGGGCAAGCAAUAGCUGAGUGGAUCAUGUACGGAUCCUUGGCCAAGGAGAUGUUGGCCUUUGACAUCAGACGCUUCAUUGACCUCCACAAUAAUAGACGCUACCUCAAGGAGAGAACAAGGGAGGUAGUUGGCAGACACUACGAAAUUCUCUAUCCAAGUCAGUGUGAGUACAGGCUGGCUAGAAAACUGAGAUGCUCUCCAAUCUAUAGUGAACAGGAAGCUCGGGGUGCAGUUUUUGGAACAAGAAUGGGCUUUGAGCGACCACUGUAUUUUGACAUAACACAUAACCGAGGUGACCCACCAGCACAGAUGCCCAAGGGGUCAUUUCACAAGCCAUCCUUCAUGGAGUGUGUAAAGGAAGAGUACCAGGCUUGCAGGGAAGGCGUGGGAGUUAUUGACCUUUCGUCCUUUACCAAAAUUGAAGUUACGUCUGUUGGAUUAGACAAGUAUAAGCAGUUUGAUGCAGAGGAAGCUAAGUCUGCAGGAAACCAGGUGGUUGAGUUUUUGCAGAAGCUGUGUAGCAAUGAUGUCAACAUGCCUGUCGGGGGAGUGGUGCACAGUGGAAUGCAAAAUGAAAGAGGUGGCUAUGAAAAUGAUUGUCUUCUUAUACGUCGCACAGAUAACAGCUACCUGAUGCUUGCCCCCACAACCCAGCAGACCCGAGUCAUGGACUACAUGAGGAGACAGAUUACUCCAGAGGCUUGUGUUUCAGUGGCAGAUGUUACCUCAAAGUACUCUGUGCUAAGUGUUGUGGGUCCAAAAUCACGAGAGAUGCUCUCCCUCAUAUGUAACACUGACUUAAUAUUUUAUGAGCACAUGGCAAAGGAGAUAAAUAUUGCCUAUGCCUCUGGAGUGUUGGUGCUCUCCUUUACUCAUACAGGAGAGCCAGGCUACACCUUAAUAAUCCCAGCAGAAUAUACCCUUCACAUUUACAGGCAAUUGAUGAAGAUUGGACAUGACUAUGGGAUCCGAAAUGUGGGAAUGCUGACGAUGCGAACUUUACGAGUUGAGAAGUUCAUUCCCUUUUGGGCAGAAGAGUUGGACUCCACAACUACCCCAUAUGAAGUCGGGAGAGGCUACAAAGUUAAGCUUAAUAAAGAGUACUUCAUUGGAAAAUUUGCACUCAUGCGACAGUCCAGCCAAGGCUUGAAGAGGAGGUUGGUCCAUUUUGUACUGGAAGACACUUUUGAUGCUGAUGUAGACAUUUGGCCAUGGGGAGGGGAACCCAUUUACCGUAACAACCACUAUGUUGGCAAUACAACAUCAUCAGCGUUUGGAUUCACACUGAACCAGAUGGUGUGCUUGGGCUUUGUUAGGCACCAUCAAGGGGAAAAUAUCACACCUGAUUACAUUCUACAAAAUGCAAAUUUUGAAAUUGACAUUGCUGGAAAGAGAGUUGCAGCCCGAGCUUCUUUACAGCCCCCCAAAAUGCCAAAGGUGAAAAUGGAUGGCUUUGCUUCAUAUAGACCUAAAGUUCGAGGAAUUUUGGCACAUAAAUAGGUAGAAAGUGCCACUGGCAUUUGAUAAAUAUUAAGGAACAUGUUAUCAUCAAUGAUUUCAUAGCAUAUAUAUGAGAUAAUGAACUUUCUAAACUAAAUUUUGAUAAAGGGCAGUACUGUAGACAGUCCCUCAGUGUGAAAAUGAAAAAGGCUGAGAUAAAGUAGUACAAUAUUUAAUUCAAAUAAUUUUGUAUUGUUGAGAAAAAAAGCAUUGCUUACUUUGACCUUAUGUCUAGCAAAAGGAAACUAUUUUAGGGAAAACCUGGCAGCAUUUUAGACCAAAAUAAAUAUAGAAUGUAUUUUAGCACGUAAUAUCUAGACACCAUCUGUCAGGCAAGGGCAGCUGAUGACAUUCGUUUUAUUCGUUAUCAAACCAGUCAAGAUACUGACUUCCGUAGGGAGGCAGCAUGCAGUAACUAUGUAAUUGCCCCUCUGCAAGUGUUCCAAAUGAAAUAAAUAACAGGUUGCUCUUGUCUGACAGAUGGUGUCUUUGGUAUUAUGUGCCAACAUUUAUACUAAAUUCAUUUACACCAAAAAUUAAGCUAACAUAUUAAUAUGGAUCAUAGCACUGGAAGCUUUAUUUCACUCAACUUUAUCAGCUUGAGAAGAGGGUGGUCAGUAGCAUGUGGAGUUGUCAGAUUUUCCCAUCAAUGGCUUAAUUUUGCACAAAGUAGAGUAAGGUGAGCAAUGCCAUUUUCUCUGCUAUAUUUUAAUACAAAAUUAUUAGAAUGAAAUAUUGAACUUUGUCUCACCAUUCUUUUAGAGAAGCACCUGAGAGGCAUUACAUUUCCAUCUCUUUCACAUUGAGGUACCAGAUAACAUUGUCCUGACCCAUACUUACACUUUGGAAAGUACCACAUUGUUCUAUACUUUAAUUCAUGUAUCCUACACUAAAUUCUAUGAAUUCAGGCCAGUACAAGAAACAGAUCACACGCAUGUAUAAGUACUUGUUUAUUUCUAACACAACAGUUGAGCAGUGUUCUGUAACAAGCUGAAAAUCAAUAAAACCUGACAGGCAGAUUGUCUGAGAUAUAAAUGUCUGUUGUUCCACCCCAGUGUGGGUAAUGUGUUAAAUACAGACUAUAUACAAGGCUAGUGAAACAAAGCUGACCUGUUUCAUCCAAGAAUUCAAAUAUUUGAUGUUUAUAUGACUUGAUUGUUACUUAUAUACUUAUAAGUAAUAACAUUAUUAUAUUAAAAUUUAGUCAAAGUU